Molecule: messenger RNA, 1812 nt
Organism: Pseudozyma hubeiensis SY62
Lineage: Eukaryota; Fungi; Basidiomycota; Ustilaginomycetes; Ustilaginales; Ustilaginaceae
Exons: 4
Coding region: 1-1812 (603 amino acids)
Biological process (GO): transmembrane transport
Cellular component (GO): membrane
Molecular function (GO): transmembrane transporter activity
Source: RefSeq, a predicted model, not a curated record
AUGUCCGACCCUGUGAAAAGCGUGUACAUGCUCAGAUCGUUUGCUCAGAGCGUGCCUCUGACGACGUUCGUCGGUGCCUCUCACGUGGGAAGCCCCGAUCAUCCCACGCUCGCUUUCUGCCAUGACUUCGCGAUGCAAGUAGCAUCGUCGGCUCGGAUGUACCGGUAUACCCGAUGCUCGGACCUCUGCCCGCCACUGUCAAGAUCGACACUCCGUAUCGAGACUCAUGUCAUCGGAGGACGCAGACGACAAGACUCGAAUGGAUCUGUGCUAGUCUACGUCGUAGCCCGAAUUGUGAUCUGCGAAGCGUUGUUGCAAAGCUCGGAAGAGUACAAGCAGCUCGAAAAACGACUCGUUCGCAAGAUCGACAUCCGUCUAAUGCCCGUCCUUGUCGUGCUAUAUAUAAUGAAUUACUUGGAUCGAAACUCGAUCUCGACAGCUAGAGACAACGGCCUGACCCGAGAUCUCCAGCUCAAGGACACUGAAUACCAGACGGCGCUCAGUAUCCUCUUUGUCGGAUACAUCACUUUCCAGAUCCCCUCAAACUUGCUCAUGACCAGGAUCGGUCGGCCUUCGCUCUACAUCCCCACCUUUGUCGCGCUGUGGGGCAUCGUCUCUGCAUGCACUGCCGCAGCAAAGGGCUACCACUCGUUGCUCGCCAUCCGUAUCUGCUUGGGCAUCGUCGAAGCUCCCUUCUUUCCAGGUGCGUUGGCAUUGCUAGGAUACUUCUACAAGAAGCAGGAAAUGGCUACGAGGACUGCCAUCCUCUUCUCGGGUAGUAUCAUCAGCAACGCAUUCUCAGGAUUGAUCUCCGCCGGAAUCUUGUCUGGAAUGCAAGGCAAGGCCGGGUUGCAUAGCUGGCAGUGGCUUUUCAUCCUCGAGGGCAGUAUCACGGUGGUGAUCGCAUUGAUGGCGGUGUUUAUCCUGCCCGACAUGCCGCACAAUUCCAGGUUCUUGACGCCCGAGGAACGCGAGAUGGCUGUCAACAGGCUCUCGGUCAACUCCGGAACGACGUUGACUACAGAGGACCAGGACGGAACACCCAUGCAGGGUCUCAAGAUGGCGGUCAUGGACAUCAAGGUUUGGGUGCUUGUCUUUAUGCUCACCGCCGUGACCACCGGUGUCGGCUUCAACCAAUUCUUCCCUACGAUCGUAGGAUCUCUCGGCUACUCUCACACCGUCACGCUGCUCCUCACCGCGCCCAUCUGGUUCUUUGCCUUCCUCGCGUGUCUCGCCAACGGUCUUCACUCUGAUCGAGUGCAAGAGCGAACGCUCCACAUCAUCGGCCCCCUCGUCCUCGGUAUCGUCGGCUUCAUCAUCUCCUCCACCACUACCAGCCUGGGUGGUCGCUUCUUCGCGCUCUUCAUCGAAGCCUCUUCCUACGCCGGCUACACCUGCGUGCUCGGCUGGAUUGCUCCCUCCAUCCCCACCCCCAAGUACAAGAAGGCCGUCGCCCUCGCCCUCAUCAAUGCCUUUUCGCAACUCGGCAACAUCUCCGCCAGCUACGUGUGGCCGAAGAAGUGGGGACCCAAGUACUGGCAGAGCAACACCAUCAGCGCUUCCAUGUUCGUCGCUUGCAUCAUCCUCGUCUUGCUCCACAGGACGAUGCUCAAGAUGGAGAACAACAAGUUGGACGCGAUCAAGAGCGAGUUGGUCAACCGCGGGAGUGCGUUUGCUGCAGAAGACGAUGUGUACGAUGACAAAACUCAGACUGUGCGGGAUCCAGAGUCGCAUUUGACGACGGACGCUAUGUCGAACAAGCAGAAGACGAGGAUUGCCAUGGCCAAGAGCUCAUUCCGAUACAUGUUGUAA